Colletotrichum higginsianum IMI 349063 is the source of this 609-nucleotide messenger RNA. RefSeq lists its product as uncharacterized. NCBI's taxonomy places the organism in Eukaryota, Fungi, Ascomycota, Sordariomycetes, Glomerellales, Glomerellaceae. The record is from RefSeq and is a predicted model, not a curated record. The coding region runs from base 1 to 609 and encodes 202 amino acids. The transcript has a single exon.
AUGUCUUCCAAGAUCUUCCUCGCCCUGGCCAGCAUCCUUUCUCUUGCUGCGUCUCUGCCCCACACACCUCGGGAAUGCUCUCAAACUGUGACCCCGGGUGUGAUCGCCCAUCCCCAGCACUUCAACAUCUACCAGUCGGACUCUCAACCCAACCACCCCACGGACAACGUCCCGCAUCUCGACCUCCACUCCAACAUCACCCGCCAGGUCGUCGUAUUCACCGGCAUUCCGGCGGCGGCCAAGACUUGCUCGCUCGGUUGGCGCCAGGGUCCGGUCGAAACCCGCAUCUUCCGCGUCGAUGGUAGCGGCCUCGUCUCCUCGCGCCAGCUCAAGGCCGAGGGCUUCCCAACGUGGACGAAAGGCAGCGAUGUCCUGAUCAACCCCACGACCAUUGCGCCGUUCCAGGAGGGCAGCGAGUUCUCUUCAGGCAUGGACUUCACUUUCUGGGACCAGCCCGACUUCUCUGCGCCCGCCACGCACGCCGGACCAAGUGUCAAGUGUGAGGAGAGGAUCGUCGUGGAGCUGGCAGUCAACCUCAACAGCGGACAGGACGGACGGGUGUUCAUGCAGGACGAUGCCGAGAAUGGACUGUUCAUCUCUUACUCUUAG